AUGGCAGACGUGAAUACUACACAGUCCAGCCAUGUAACCACUGGCACCAGACAACAUGAAAGCAGCAACCCCUUUGGGAAGGCAGUCAAAGGAAUCGCUGCUACCAUCGGCCUCGCAUCCGAGACUAUCUACCAUCAUAAGCAAAAAAGAGCAUCUCAGCGAUCGCCGCGUGACAGCGUUCCAAGAAGCUUUUCAAAUGACGACUGCAUAUCGACAGCCGGAAAUCUCGAUUAUUUCCGAACCCCAGAUGAGGCCGAACCUGAGCAGAGGCUUCCCACGCAAGUGGACGAGGUAGCUUGGGCACUUGACGAAGUGCAGGAUGAUAUCAGCACGAAUAGUGGCACCACGACUCCACCUGACCACAACCCGCCUGGCUCGCCAAAGCUUGCAGAGAGCUUCCUCCAGAGCCAUCCACCUACAGAGGGUACUAAGGCAUCCGGACGUCUUGAACUCCCUGUCGUGAUCACCCAACGCCGUCCGAAAGCCCGCACUCGAGGAUUCAUCCGUGCAUACGCGCCUGUUCUUCAGAACGUUGGCAUCGAUCAAGAAACUUUCAUAGAAUUCAUUGACCAGCUCAACAAGGCGGUCGAGCCGAGUCCUUGGAUCAGUGCCAUUGACCUGGCUUCCCUAGCAGGCCACGCGUUCCCAGAGCCCAUUCACCUGUUGAUCUCAGCGUCUGCUCUAAUGGCAACGCAAAUCACUGCCGAAGUCGUCAGCCGCAGUAAAAGCAACGCAUUCUUGGAUAAGAUGAAUCAGGACUUCUUCAAGCCGAAAGGCUUGAUAGCGCUGGUUGUCACCUGGAAACCAAAUCAGGAUGGAUCGGAGCAAAAUGCAACAAGUAUCGUCGACAUCGAUAUGAGCGCAGCAGCUGUGAAGAAGAACUCGCGGGGAGAUGACCCGGCUGGCUUGAAGCGAAGCAGAUCGACGAUCCAGAUGCCUUCUGCCGGCGAAAUGUUCGAGCUUCCGGAAUUCGCACCACUGGUGUUCCCCAAGCUGGAGGCAGCAACAGAAUCCCCAGAACCGAGAGCUCCAGCCGCCCCUUCUCACAGACGAUCUACACAGGACAUGGGGACGAGGAAGGGAGAGGAAAAUGAGAUAAAGGAAAGAUAUAGCCUGUCAACAAGGGCAAGAAGAAAAACAACAGGCAAUAGGGAACUACAGCACCGCGCCGAACCAGGCUGCCUUCCAGCCUUCAGACAAAGCACCGCCGAGUACGUUGGCCCAGCCGUGCGACAGGUCAAACUGGGCGGCAAGUCGGCCGGGACGAGCAUCAGGCGGACGGGUCACUUUAUAAGCGACUACCAGGACCGGCGCGCGGUGGCGAGGUGGUCGGGCCAGCACCCGGACUCGCAGAUGGCAAAGCUCGCGCCGGCCCCGGGGUUCCAGUCCCGGUUCGCGGACCCCAACCAUCCAGCGGCCAGCGGCGACUUUGUGGCACUGGUGACGGGCGGGAAGCGCACGACGGCUGAGGUCAGUCGGGAGGCCGUGAGGGCUACGGUCGCGGCAGGCCGCGAGGGCUUGAGCCGUGUGAAGAGUACAACCGGGCGUGCUGGGCUGGGUCUUGGCGGUGGUGGUGAGGAUGGCGGCCCCCCGCGACAGAUCAUCAGCCCGAGGGCAAAGGAGGCGUUCGCAGACAUCAGACCACGCGGGGACUGGCUGCCCAGGUUGCCGAACAACGUGACUGCUGGUGUUGCGCCGCGGCUCCGAAGAAUCGGAUCCCUUCCGGUCGCCGCUCCCGUGAGGACGAUGAAGAAGCUGUUACAGCCGGAUAUCAUUUACCUCAUGAUUGUGAAUCUGCCGACUGAGGAGGAGAUCGCGGAUGCCACGGUUUGCCUGAAUCAGGCGAGCGAGGAAACAUAG
Diaporthe batatas is the source of this 1860-nucleotide messenger RNA. RefSeq lists its product as uncharacterized. The record is from RefSeq and is a predicted model, not a curated record. NCBI's taxonomy places the organism in Eukaryota, Fungi, Ascomycota, Sordariomycetes, Diaporthales, Diaporthaceae. The transcript is spliced from 2 exons. Bases 1 to 1860 code for a protein of 619 amino acids.